GCAAAUGGUUGGAAGUCUGUCCCUCAAUUUGGAGGGUGGGAUCAAAAGAGCGUCAACGCUACCAAUUACUCAGUUGUUUUUAAUCAAGCUCGCGCUAAUAGGAAGCAGAACAAAGACCGUCCAUUCAGCGCUGGAAAUGAGGAAGAUCUGAUAGCACGUCACGAUCGUCAUGAUCGACAUGAUCGUCAUGAUCAUCAUGACCAUCAUCGUCUUCGAAAAGACCCAGUUGUGAGGAAAAAGAAGACGUCCAACUAUUUUAAUUGCUGUUUAUGGGCUUGAUUUCCUAAACAAUCAAAUCAGCCCUGCAAAUUUCUGGUUGUUUUGAAGCCAUUGCAUCAAAAUUGAGCUACAAUGUUUGAAUAAUCAAAAUCUUAGAUGAUGAUACAUAUUUGUCCUUUGGGAAACUGUAAAAACCUUUGUAAUAUCUGAUUGGGCUACAGUACUUAAUAAUUUUAAUAUUACUUCAGAUUUGUCCA
Messenger RNA from Macadamia integrifolia, 476 nucleotides. RefSeq lists its product as uncharacterized. The record is from RefSeq and is a predicted model, not a curated record. NCBI's taxonomy places the organism in Eukaryota, Viridiplantae, Streptophyta, Magnoliopsida, Proteales, Proteaceae.